AUGCUCUCUGAAACUUUCAUCACUGGCUUAACUUUAUUUCUAACUUUUAUUCUGAAUUUUAACCGUGCUAAAUCGCAACAUACUGUUGUAAGUGCACCAGUGUAUAGAGAAGCUGGAGAAUUUGAAGUGUUUUGCCCAAGCGGUUUCCGGGUGAUAAUUCCAAUUGAUAAUGGCAUCACUUCUGCGACUUUCACAGGUACGCACCUGAACGAAAGGCAUUUGGAAGUGACUAGAUGGUUUGCAGAUGUAACCCCGAAAAAUGGUUUACUCACAUUUGAAAACAGCACAGCGAAUAUUAAGAUGGGAGAUGUAAUUUUAUUGGUCAUAAACUUGACGGCAUUUGGACAGGAAAAGAACUAUUUAUGGGAUAAAACCGUUGUAGGAGGUAAAAAUGCUAAACCGGCUGCUGAAUGCAUGCCAUGGAAAAAAGUUCUACUAAACAUUAUGGAGCCAAGUUCUGCGAAGUCUGUUUUCGAAUCUGUGCAAUUGGCUGUGUUCAAACAAAAAGGGUUCCAGCUAUCACUUCCAGCAGAACAUGAUGUCAAAUCUAUGACUUUCAAAGGAAAUCUAUAUAAUGAGAACGGUACACUUCCAAUUGAUAUGUGGACUGCAGAUGAUGUGCGUCCACAAAAUGGGCGACUUAUUUACACGAACUGUGUAUCAAAUAUUGAAAUCGGAAAUGUGUUCGAAUUCGAAGUAAACCUCAUUAAAUUUGACCAGGCACAGCGUUACAUGACUGGCACAUUUGUGGUUUUUGAUUACAUUUCCGAUACUAGAGCUGAAUGUAGACUAUCGGUCGCAACCCAGAGGAAGCAAUUAGGUCCUGACGCGGUGAAAGUCGAUGUGUUUUUCCCAAGUGGCUUCCAGGUAUCGAUCCCCGCAGAAAAUAAUAUCACCUCCUUGAAUUUCACUGGCAAUCUCAACCGAGAAUUAAAUAAUUUUGAAAGCAAUACGUGGACUGCCUACGAUAUACGCCCUAAAAAUGGUCAGCUAACGUUUGAAGACAAUACAUCAAACCUCAGAAUUGGAGAUGUAAUAUAUCACCGAAUAACUGUCACUGCAUUUGGACAUAGAAAACAGUACCCAGAUAGGGUACACACAGUAACGAGCUACGUUAAUAAAGUAGGACACAGCAGUAGUUGGCAGGCUCCUCCGACGAAUGACACGAGUGCUGAAUGUAAGCCAUCGAUAACAGCGGUGAAUGGUGUUCAACAGAAGUGCGCGGAGCGUUUAAUAUUCGAUGAGCAGUUCUUAGGGAAUCGAAUCGAUACCUCUAAAUGGACUCUACAAGAACGUUUUGGUGGUCAGCCUAACUUUGAAUUUGUUACAUAUUUAAGUCACCAAGAUGUGAUUUACGUCAACCGAGGCCAUCUUUCCAUAGAACCUAAACGCAUGACCGAUAUUUAUGGAGAUAAUAUUUUCGACCCCAAAUUCACUCUCAACCUUCAACCAGAUUGCACUGGAAAACUAGAGACAAGUGAUUGUAUUAGGACAAAUGCUGUUGAUAUAAUACCCCCAAUAGCAUCAGGUCAAAUUACUACAAAAGGGUACUUCAGUUUUUUGUAUGGUUCAGUUCAAAUUAGGGCUAAGCUUCCCGAUAUUCCUUGGUCUUCCGUACAAUUCUUCCUGGAACCUUCGGAGAAUGUAUAUGGCAAACAUAACUUCAGUCCUGGACAAAUGCGAGUGGCGUUCGUUACUGGUUUGGAUACAUGCACUCUUUUUGGCGGUAUUAUUUCCAAAGGUGACAUCUCGUUUCGAAGCCAGCGUAUUCAUAUGUGCCAGAAAUCGUGCAGUAAUAAUCAAAAAUGGAGUUCCAAUUAUCAUACUUACGGUUUAAAAUGGACCCCGAACUCCAUCUCUCUGUCCGUCGAUGGAGAACAAUAUUGCGAAAUAAACCUUAACCUCUUACCACCAACGAUGGACACGGCAACAUUCAAUCAACCUUUUCAUUUAACGAUUGGUCUAGGAAUUGGCGGACAUAUCGAGUUUGACGACGGACUACCAGAUAAACCAUGGACCAACCUUGAUGCCAAAAGCAUGCUACAGUUUUGGCGAGACAUUAAAGAAAAACCUUACCCUAGAGGAAAAUUGGAAGUUGAUUAUAUUAAAGUCUUCACUGUAUAG
Messenger RNA from Hermetia illucens (black soldier fly), 2124 nucleotides. RefSeq names its product gram-negative bacteria-binding protein 3-like. The transcript has a single exon. Bases 1 to 2124 code for a protein of 707 amino acids. The record is from RefSeq and is a predicted model, not a curated record. Lineage: Eukaryota; Metazoa; Arthropoda; Insecta; Diptera; Stratiomyidae. Gene Ontology annotation, molecular function: carbohydrate binding; hydrolase activity, hydrolyzing O-glycosyl compounds. Gene Ontology annotation, biological process: carbohydrate metabolic process.